UGACGUCACAUGCAGUCUGUAAUCUCAUCAUGGCGCGCUGAGUGCGCCUUGUGUCCUUUCUCACUUCAACUCUCCUUCUUCUGACUUUUGGCAAACAUUUAUGGAACUAAAUUCUGUAUCCGUUAGAACCACUAAUUCACUCACGUCUGCAUUUGAUGUGAGUCAUUUUGUUUGUCUUUGAAACAAUGACACACGGAAGUCGCCAACACAUCAUACAAGAAAUCAUGGAUAAUUUGGGAGAAAGUGUCCAAUGUGACCAGUUAGUUAACACGCUGGCUGACAAACAGAUCAUCUCGAGAGAUGACGUCACACGAAUAACCAACAUUGAGGACAAGGGCAAGAUGACAGAACUUGUUCAAGUUGUUCUGGAAAAGGGAGACGAACUGCAUCCUUUAGCUCUGAAAAUCCUAGAGGCGAUGAAGCAUCCCAACCAACAAAGCACAAGAGAGGACGGAUCAAGCAAUAGACGCAGUUACUAGUGGAUCACGUACUGUUGCUUCACCACCGUCAACUGAUAGGCGCGUUCUGUCUAACAGUGAUGUCUCAAAUAAUUGGCCUCUGAAGAAUUUUUUGGUUGAUAUUUCUAAAGAAAUGGGAGAUGAUGACUUGGAAUCGAUGAAGGAUAUCAUGGACGGUGAACCAGGUUUUCAGGGCUCUGCGAUGGAGAAGAUUACCACGCCAAUGAAACUAUUCAGACAGCUGAUGAACACUGGACGCAUCAAUGCAUAUAAUCUGCACUUCCUGCAAGCACUGGUCAGGAGGGUUGACCGCUUUGACCUGAAUUACAAAGUUCGACAGUUUUGUUUAGAAAGUCGCCACCAGCCGAUUCAUUUCUUCACACCUGAUGAACAACCAGAAAACGGAUACAAAUAUGUUAAACACCACAUUGAAGGUGGCAUUGACCAGCUGACACAUUCACAAGCAGAACGUCUCCGAGCAGAGGUUGCCGAUCUCUUGUGUGUACCAUCAACGUUUGUCUUCAUCAAGGGUAUCGAGCCUGCAGAUAGUCUCCUGUUCACGUUUAUGGUGAGGGAAAAAGACGUCAGCAGCUUCAUCGCUAUCUUCACGUCACCAGAGGUAUCACUGGUUCAUUUAUCUGUCCACGUGGAAAUACAGGAAACGGAAUUAUGCCUGUCAGAGAUCGCCCCAACUCAGGAAAAGGACCACAAACCGAUGUUCGACCAGUUGAAACGCCUGCUCGAGCGAGAGCAGAGCCUUCAGAAGCAGCUAGAAGAAAGAGAUGAGAUACUGAUAGUUCUUCAGGAUGAACUAGAUAGAAAGGAUGAGGAAACCUCAGUAGAUCAGGUCCUACGAGGUGACGAGGAGGAGGACAUGGAUAUACAUCAAUUACAUCAACAGUAUGAACUGUACAAAAACCUUUUUCUCAGGGUGAUGGAUGUACUGAAAACCAUGAAGCCAAAUGAUCACAAGAAGAGUGCCAAUGGCACAGUCGGAUCACUAAAAUCAUCCAGUGCAUCCAGUCUUUUCAGACAGCUAUUGUCCCAAGCGAAGCAACGCUGUGAUACAGAUUUAUUAAACAAACUGCUGGAUACAAAGACGAUACUUGACGACAUAUUGCACGAGGAGAGACUCAGGAAAAUGCAGGAUAUUAUCAUAAUGCUGUCAGAACGGGUGGAGGAACAGGCAGAAAUGAAUGCAAAUCUGAGGGCAUCCAGUAACAUAGCGGGUGCAUCGUCAACGUUCCUGCAAGACAUCUUGGCAAUUCAGGAACAGACAAGAAACCAUGCCAUCAAACAACACCAAGAAGAGGAUUAUACACUGGAAGUCAGUAGUAUGAUAGGACUGCAGGUGGUUGAAAGAAUAUACCCAGCUCAAGAGAUCGCCCCUGAACUUCAGUCCUUCCUAGCCAACAUGACUAAUACCGGCUUGACAGGCAAGGAGAGGAAUAGACUUAAGAAUUUUCUCUGCUUCUCGGAACCAGAAAAGAAACAACUGGCCAAGAACCCGGAGAAGCUUCUUGAGUUGGCAUUCCUGAGAGAACUCCGCAAGGGUAGAUUAGGAGAACCAAUGGACUCAAUUUUGGGGGACAUUUUGGCCAAGAUACGAAAAAGACAUCUCAUCAAGAACCUUGACCUACAGCCUGCAUUGGUAAAACGACCGUCAGCAGAGAAGAAGGGCAGCGGUGCCGUUAGAAGGACCCGUACACCUCAACGAUCAAGAAAGGAAAGCGAAUCCAGCAAAGUGUAACGAUGCUGAGAUAAAUGUCAACAGAAGCCCUCUUUCUUAGACACCAGUUGGAAGUUGCUCACAGAGGUAUAUGUCAUCAGAGUAAACUAAAUAGUAGAUUCCGAGAUAUUCAGAUCGGCGCAGCGUUACCUUCAAUUAAUAUCACUACUAAGCAAGAUGCGUUAAUUAUAGAGACAAAAUAUGAUAAAAUCCCCGUGAUGUGCAUGAGCUGAAUUCAGCAUUUGCCUCCAAGGUCUAUAUGCGAGGGAUCUGUUAAAACCUAUGGGAACAGAGGCUUAUGCGUUUGUUGGAAAUUCAUGUAUUUUUUAAUUUUAUCUACAAUGCUUUGUGAUAAUUUA
Molecule: messenger RNA, 2546 nt
Organism: Haliotis rubra (blacklip abalone)
Lineage: Eukaryota; Metazoa; Mollusca; Gastropoda; Lepetellida; Haliotidae
Exons: 8
Coding region: 592-2208 (538 amino acids)
Biological process (GO): regulation of apoptotic process
Molecular function (GO): protein binding
Source: RefSeq, a predicted model, not a curated record